Messenger RNA from Budorcas taxicolor (takin), 826 nucleotides. It is a transcript of the gene MIX23, whose product is annotated as mitochondrial matrix import factor 23. The record is from RefSeq and is a predicted model, not a curated record. Gene Ontology annotation, cellular component: mitochondrial intermembrane space; mitochondrion. Lineage: Eukaryota; Metazoa; Chordata; Mammalia; Artiodactyla; Bovidae. The transcript has 6 exons. Bases 103 to 489 code for a protein of 128 amino acids.
UUGUAUGAUGUCUGCUCAAGGGUGUCUUCUUUAUAUUUUCUUGGCGAAUUUGUGAGAAAGAAGGUACAUCGUUGGAGCUAGUAUCAGGAAUUACUCAAGGUGAUGAGGACGAUUGAUGACAGAAUAGUACAUGAAUUAAACACUACGGUUCCAACAGCUUCCUUUGCAGGGAAAAUUGAUGCCGGCCAAACCUGUAAACAACUUUACGAGUCAUUGAUGGAGGCCCAUGCUAGUAGGGACAGAGUCAUAAAAAACUGUAUAGCUCAGACCUCAUCAGUAGUAAAACAGCUCCGAGAAGAGAGAGAAAAGAAUUUGGAUGAUUUAACGUUAUUAAAGCAACUUAGAAAAGAACAGACAAAGUUGAAAUGGAUGCAGUCAGAGCUGAAUGUUGAAGAAGUGGUAAAGGACAGGAGCUGGAAGAUUCACAUGCUCCUUAUUGCCACCUGCUGCUGCUGCUUAGUUGCUUCAGUCGUGCCCAACUCUGUGUGACCCUAUGUGUGACCCACCAGGCUCUUCUGUCCGUGGGAUUCUCCAGGUGUUUAAUGAACGCUGCCGAAUUCACUUCAAGCCUCCAAAGAAUGAAUAAAAAGAUACUUUUUUUUUUAAGAUGGACCGGGUCAUCUCAUAAAGAGUCAAGCAUGACAGACAUCAACGUGGUGGGCUUCCCAGGAAGAUUUCUGAGCCAACAGUCCAAGACCUUUUGUUGAUUUCAGCCCCACUUAGCCAAGACCUCACAUAUAAAUAAUUCUGAUAAUUAUGGAGAAAUCAACUGCUAUUUUAUACUGAUUCUGUAAAAAAAAAAAAAAGUUUUGUAACUAUUAAAAUA